Molecule: messenger RNA, 948 nt
Organism: Antechinus flavipes (yellow-footed antechinus)
Lineage: Eukaryota; Metazoa; Chordata; Mammalia; Dasyuromorphia; Dasyuridae
Product: olfactory receptor 10H2-like
Exons: 1
Coding region: 4-948 (314 amino acids)
Biological process (GO): G protein-coupled receptor signaling pathway
Cellular component (GO): membrane
Molecular function (GO): olfactory receptor activity; G protein-coupled receptor activity
Source: RefSeq, a predicted model, not a curated record
UCUAUGCUGGGGCAAAACCAUACCACAGUGACUGAAUUUAUCCUCAUCGGAUUCUCGCCAUUCCCUCAACUUCAGCUGCCAUUCUUUGUGCUCUUUCUGCUGAUGUAUUUAUUCACACUUCUGGGCAACCUUCUCAUCAUGUUGGCUGUAUGGCAUGAACAAAGUCUUCACAAACCCAUGUAUUUCUUCCUGUGUACUCUUUCUAUCUCAGAAAUCUCUUACACAAUGGCAAUUAAUCCCCGUAUGUUUGCUGACCUGGUCUCCACUCACCACACCAUCUCCUUCUGGGAUUGUGCCAGCCAGACGUUUUUCACGUUUGCCUUUGGUCUCACUCACUGCUUCUUGCUCACUAUCAUGGGCUAUGAUCGCUACGUGGCCAUUUGCCAUCCCUUACACUACAAUGUGCUUAUGAACUCACAGGUUUGUGUUUGGCUGGUGGCCUUCUCAUGGCUAAGCGGUAUAGCCAUGGGGCUAGUGAUCACUCUUCCUAUUUUCAACUUGACCUUCUGUGGACCUAAUGAGAUCCAUUAUUUCUUUUGCAAUGUACCCCCGUUGGUGAAGCUAGCCUGUGGAGAUUCCUUAGCAGUGGCAAUAGGGAUUGAGCUGCUUUUCAUCAUUGUCUUAUUGGGUUGCUUUCUCCUUAUCCUUCUAUCUUAUGUCUUUAUUGUGGCCACCAUCUUGAAGAUUCCCUCAGCUGAGGGCCGACGCAAAGCCUUCUCCACCUGUGCCUCCCACAUUAUUGUGGUGAUUAUACACUAUACUUUUUCUUCUGUUGUACACUUCAAAUCAAAGGCCUUAGAAGCCCUGGAAGGAGAUACCCUGAUGGGCAUUUCCUACAGUGUUCUCACCCCCUUUCUGUGCCCCAUCAUCUUUAGCCUGAGAAAUAAGGAACUAAAGGAUGCUCUGAAGAAAGUGUUUCUCAAGAGCUUGUACCCCUCAAGACUUUAA